This is a messenger RNA of Blastomyces gilchristii SLH14081, 1131 nucleotides long. RefSeq lists its product as uncharacterized. The record is from RefSeq and is a predicted model, not a curated record. Bases 317 to 856 code for a protein of 179 amino acids. NCBI's taxonomy places the organism in Eukaryota, Fungi, Ascomycota, Eurotiomycetes, Onygenales, Ajellomycetaceae. The transcript has 3 exons.
CUUAGAACAGCGGAUAGUUACAGCGUAGUAUUGUUUCAAAAGAAUUUUAGCGGCCGGGGGUGGUGAAGCUAGAUUGCAAAGCACAUAACUAGAAAAGGGUUGAGCAAAGCUGAGCAUAUAAAAAUGAAUGAUCCCCCCGGCUCUACUUCUACUUCUUCUUCUUUCCUUCAACCUAAUUCAUUUCUCAUUUUGUUCGUUAAAUUUCCUCUUCGGCUUUUGACACUUGCAGUGGUUGAUCUCUCCUUUCCCACCAAGUGAUCGGACAUUCAUUUCAUAUCUAUUAUCUUGGAACCUGUAGUAGAAUCGAAACUUAGCAAUGAAGUUCCUUUCCCUCACCCUGAUGACCCUUGCUGGGCUUCUUACCAGCACUCUGGCUUUGCCCAAUCCAACCGAACUCGGCCUCAGCGCCCGUGGGGGGCCCGCUCUGGAUUGCUAUGACCACAGAUACAAGGGGCACAAGUUUGCCGCCAACGGGAGAUAUGCCAUUCGAGAGGCUGGCAAGAAGCGGGAUAAUAUCAAGGGGAAGAACAUCUAUGAAGUUACAAAGAAAUAUUGCCAUCAGAACAACGGCCAUCGAUUCACGCGCCGCUCUUCCAAGAAGGAAAAUACCUACUGGUUCCAAAACGCAUGGAAAAACUUCCCGUUGCCCUUUGUCCCGAUGGGCAUCGAAAUCAUCAAUUACGGGAAAGCGGGGCGGAUCAAUGCGAAGGUCUGCACGGAUAUGAUGGCCAGGCUCAUUUCGGGUUGCAUUGCUCAGAAGGCGUCUCGGCUAAACCAUUUCAGAGGUGGACUAUUGUCAGACGGAUCUGGGUGGACUUACCACAUAUACUGUGACGCAGACUACUGUUGGUCCUGAGGGUUCGUUCCAACGGGUUGCGUCCUGGGGGUGGCGCAUCAUGUAUCGACUUAAGCUUGUCUCGGUCCCUUAUUUAGUGUAUUGCUUCUCUUAUUUUGUAUUUGCUCUCCUUUUGUGCUUCUUGGCACAAGUGGUAUGAGGUCUUCAUUCUUUGGCCUUUAAUAACUCGGAUUUUUAACAGCUAGUUUAUUUCCUGUAAUAAUAUUACUAUCGAAGUCAGUGCUGUUGCUUAGAUACACCCCAAGGUGAGUGUGGAGAAAAAAAAAAAAAAGAAA